AGGAUGCUCAAUUCCUUUGGAGCAAGUCUUGGCUGUUUCUUGAAAGCUGCGGUAUUGAUUGAAACUACCCCAACUUGAAUAUGAAGAAGAUUGGUUUUAUUUUUUAGUAAAACUGUCAUUCAUCCGCCCUCUUCCCUUCAAUUACGGAUCUUUUCGAAUUUGGUCAUCUUUGCAUGUGCUUUGCCCUGGAACUCGUGAAACCUUAUAUAUUUAACCAGACCUUAGGAGCUGUUCCAAACAUCCUUAAAAUGGUCUCAAUGAAGCCUCUGGUCACCUACUUCUUGCCUACAUUCGUCCUAGCCUUGUUCACACCGUAUGGAUGUUCGUCGGUGUCGGCUCUGCCUCUGUUCACCGAUUCCCGGUGGAUAGUCAAUGGAGAUGGCCAGAGAGUUAAGCUGGCUUGCGUGAACUGGGCGGCACACCUCGAACCUGUUGUUGCAGAGGGUCUGAGCAAGCAGCCCGUGGACUCAAUCUCUGCGCGGAUUGCUUCAUUGGGGUUCAACUGCGUGAGACUCACUUGGCCUCUCUUUCUCAUCACCAACGAUUCGUUGGGUUCCACGACAGUGAGACAGUCAUUUCAGCACCUCGGCCUCGAUGAUGCAAUUGGGGGCAUUCAGGAGUAUAAUCCGUCCUUCUUGAGCAUGACUCUCCUAGAUGCUUUCCAGGCAGUUGUGUCCAGCCUUGCACGGAAGGAUUUAAUGGUCAUUCUGGACAACCACAUUAGCAAGCCGGGAUGGUGCUGCAGUGACAAUGACGGAAAUGGGUUUUUUGGAGACCAAUACUUCCAACCCCGCGUCUGGAUUGAGGGUCUAGGGCGGAUUGCUACAAUGUUCCAUGGCGUUCCCAAUGUUGUUGGUGUCAGCUUGAGGAAUGAGCUCCGUGGCCGGAGACAGAAUGUGCAAGACUGGUUCAGGUAUAUGCAAGAAGCAGCAGAAGCGGUCCAUUCAGCGAAUCCAAACCUCCUCGUCAUCAUCUCUGGCCUUCACUAUGACAGCAGCUUCUCCUUCCUCAUAGACCGAUCUAUAAACCUCACAUUCGGCAGGAAACUAGUCUUUGAGCUGCAUUGGUAUUCAUUCACAAGCGGGAGAAGAGCCUGGAGGAAGGAGAAUGCCAAUAAGGUGUGCGGGAAUGUGAUAGACGAGAUCAUGAACAGAGCCGGGUUCUUGUUGGAGCAGGGGUACCCGCUCUUCAUGAGUGAAUUUGGAGGAGACCAGAGCGGCAACAAGAUAAAUGAUAAUCGGUACUUGAAUUGCUUCCUUGGGUUGGCAGCGGAACUCGACGUCGAUUGGGCGCUUUGGACGGUUGUCGGGAGUUAUUAUCUGAGAGGGGGGAAGAAUGAGUUUGAUGAACCUUAUGGUGUACUGAAUGCCAACUUUUCAGGAGUUCGAAAUCCCGACUUCGUACAGAGGCUCUCUGCCCUCCAAGCUCCUUUUCAAGAUUCAUCGGAAGAUACUGCGCGCAAAGUAAUCUUCCAUCCCCAGACGGGUCUGUGCAUCCGGAGGAAAUCAAACCUCGGGCCUCUGCAAUUGGGCCCUUGUGCCGAGACUGAGACAUGGAAAUACACGCCACAGAAGACUCUUAUGAUCACAGGAACAUACUUCUGUUUGCAAGCGGAUCAGCCUGGUGAGCCCGCGAAGCUCGGGACGAUCUGCACCAAUUCCAACUCGAGAUGGGACACCAUCUCAGACUCCGAUAUGCACCUUUCAUCUAAAGUCGAGAACGAGACUGUUUGCUUGGACAUAGACUCUAGUAAGACCAUCAUCACCAAUACCUGCAAGUGCUUGAGCGGGGACAGUUCAUGCGAUCCGGCAAGUCAGUGGUUCAGAUUCAUUACUAGUUCAGGUUCGGGUACCAAGAGACCUGCCCUCUAACUGAUCUAUAUUGAGUUUUUGUUCGGCCUCCCGAAGAUGAGGUCGGACAUUGCCCGAUCUGGAAGAAAUUCUUUGCAGGCAGUUAAUUUUGCGUGGUUAGCUCCUUUUCUGAUAUAAACUGUCCAUAAUCAAUCACGCAGCCGUGCUAUUUAUAAUUAAAUCCAAGAAAAUUUUAUUUAAAUA
This is a messenger RNA of Punica granatum (pomegranate), 2054 nucleotides long. The record is from RefSeq and is a predicted model, not a curated record. Lineage: Eukaryota; Viridiplantae; Streptophyta; Magnoliopsida; Myrtales; Lythraceae.